UGAGAAGGAGCAAUACCAGCGUUACGGCAAAUGAUGAUAAAAAAAUGAUAACAUUUUCUGAGCUAUUGCUUAUGUGGUGAAAUGCAUAAAUUCUUUAUUAGAGUUAUACGCGUGCGUGAUCUGCGCCCAUAAAUGUUUCCACCGGCUCAAAUGGAUAAGCGAACUGUUUCCAACUUUUGACACGUGACUAAUCAACUAAUCAAAUAAUUAUGUGCCAUUGGAUGAUAUUAUUAUUAGGGUUUACAACACUUUGCUAGACUACUAUAAACAUCCCAGUAAAGAUCCAUUCCAUUUGCGUGGGGAUACUAUUGAUGGAAGCAUCAUGUUGAAAGCUUUCCUCUACGCCGUGUGCAUAGUUUCUGCCGGUAGUUUAAAGGUGGUUUUUGAAAACUUUGUACAACUUUCCGGUUUCGACAUACUACUAGCGGAUUUACGCGUACGAAAAUUCAACCGCACCAUGACGGUACUGAACGGGUCGUUUAUCGUACUUAAUCCGCUGAAUAACUCUCUUGAGCUCACGCUAGAUUUAUUUCACAGUCGGCUCGGAAACCAGCAGUUCAAUCACUAUCCAAUGAAACUACCUGCAUGUGGUUGUUGUGAUUUUUUCGACAACUUACAAAUGAACUACGAGAGGCAGGUGUCUGUGAUUGAAAAUUUACCGGAAAUAGGAGAAUGUCCGUUUUCUCCACGCCACGUCAACCUGAUCGAUUUCGCAUUUCCACAGGAAGUGGUGUCAACGGUAAUGCCCAGGGGUCUUUGGAAAGCAUUGGUAACGGCAAAGCUUGAUGGAAAGGAGAUAGUGACUUACUAUUUUCUUGUCAAAGGAUAUGAUGAUUUUUAGAUGUAUAAAAAAUUUAGUUAUGUUUUGACCGGGGUUAUUAGUGAGGAGGUUAUUACUGGUGAAGAAACAUUUAAACAAAAUAUAAAAAUAAAUUUACUUUGCUUUCAAUUCGUAUUGUAAAUAGUGCAACGCGUUUACAUUUAGGAUUUUAUUUCUUUGCAGUAAAGAUAAA
Molecule: messenger RNA, 1013 nt
Organism: Anopheles funestus (African malaria mosquito)
Lineage: Eukaryota; Metazoa; Arthropoda; Insecta; Diptera; Culicidae
Exons: 2
Coding region: 323-841 (172 amino acids)
Source: RefSeq, a predicted model, not a curated record